This is a messenger RNA of Morone saxatilis (striped sea-bass), 1909 nucleotides long. RefSeq names its product cugbp, Elav-like family member 3a (gene celf3a). The transcript has 11 exons. NCBI's taxonomy places the organism in Eukaryota, Metazoa, Chordata, Actinopteri, Moronidae. Gene Ontology annotation, molecular function: RNA binding. The record is from RefSeq and is a predicted model, not a curated record. Bases 80 to 1039 code for a protein of 319 amino acids.
UGCCUUCCUGACAUAUUGUGCACGUGAGUCCGCCCUCAAAGCCCAGAAUGCACUGCACGAGCAGAAGACACUACCAGGGAUGAACCGUCCAAUCCAAGUGAAGCCGGCAGACAGCGAGAGCAGAGGGGAAGACAGGAAGCUGUUUGUGGGCAUGCUGGGAAAAGGCGCCUCAUCCAGCCUGGUGGUGAAGUUUGCCGAUUCGGAGAAGGAGCGAGGGCUCCGGCGGAUGCAGCAGGUGGCCUCUCAGUUGGGAGUCAUCAGUCCCAUGACCCUGCACCUUGGGGCUUAUAACGCCUACACACAGGCCCUGAUGCAGCAGCAGGCCCUGGUGGCGCAGUCAGCCUACCUCUCUCCUGUUGCCACGGUGGCUGCGGUUCAGAUGCAGCAGCUCGCCGCCCUCAACCCCAGCAGCAUCAUUGCCACGCCGAUCGCAUCCAUCACCCCCUCCUCAGGUACCAGCACUCCACCCUCCAUGGCAGCCACACCUGUUCCUGCUCUGCCUCCACCAAUCGCAGUGAACAGCUACUCCUCUGUGCCAGCUCCACCUAACGGCCAAUCAGCAACUGAAGCCCUGUACACCAAUGGGGUUCAUGCCUAUCAAGCUCAGAGUCCUGUCCUGGACCCCCUGCAGCAAGCUUAUACAGGCAUGCAGCACUAUACAGCCACCUACCCUGCUGCCUACAGCCUGGUGGGACAACCGUUCCCUCACCAGCCCACGCUGGUGGCUCAGCAGCCGCAGCAGCCACAGCAGCUGCAACAGCGAGAAGGUCCCGAGGGCUGUAACAUCUUCAUCUACCACCUGCCGCAAGAGUUCACCGACUCUGAGAUACUGCAGAUGUUCCUGCCCUUCGGAAACGUCAUCUCUGCAAAGGUCUUUGUGGACCGCGCCACCAACCAGAGUAAAUGCUUCGGUUUUGUGAGUUUUGACAACCCAUCCAGCGCCCAGACUGCCAUCCAGGCCAUGAACGGCUUCCAGAUCGGCAUGAAGAGACUGAAGGUGCAGCUGAAGAGGCCCAAGGAUGCCAACAGGCCUUACUAAAGGAGGAAAACCUAAGAGUUCAAUCAAGAAAACCACUUGGGAUGUCCCAGCCUUUUUUGGUUGUUUGACCAACCGUAUAGCACAGGAGCAACACUUCACUAAAAAGCAGUAUCACGUGUAUGCGCUUACAAAAACAACAACAACAACAACAACAGCAGUUAUAUCAGCAAAAUACAUCAACAGAAUCAGCAUCCGCAAUAUCGGAAGUGCUCCAGAUUUCCUAUCAUUCCACAGCUGGAUUCAUUUAUAUUAUGUACAUACUCUAUUGUCGGAAACAAGCUCUACAUGUUAAGAAAAAGCAUAUCACUGAUGUUAUUCUACUGAACAGGGUUCUAAUGUAUAGUGUGAUUUGUGGUCUAUGGCGUUAACGGAAGGCCAGUCUGCACAGUCGGAGGCAAAAGAAAAUACUAUUCUGUAUGAUUACCAUUGGUAAUAUUGUUAUGUAGAGUUAGUUUUAUUAUUUAUACGUAAAUUAAAAAACAUGGGGUAAUUAAACUGGAAGAGAAAUGGAUUUCCUCUCACUGUACAUACCUUGGUUUUAAAAAUGGAGUUAAAGGACUUCACAAGUUAAAGAUUCUCUGCUGCCACUACUUUUCAAAUUAACAAAGCGGAAGGAAAGGGCUGGGAAUUUUUCUAUCUUGAUUUUUUACGUUUAAUUUAUUUGGUAAUCAAUUUGAUGAUGGGGGUGGGGUGGGGGGGGGGAGAUGUGACAAUUUCUUUUUUAAUUUAAAGAGAAGAGAAAAAAAAAAGAGGAUUCCUGUGGUCUUCAAGACAAUGAACACACUUAUUAUAGAGUUUUUAAUUACAUAAAUGUAACUAUGGAAGUAAAAAAAACAACAUAAUGUUUCUUUAUUUAUUCUCUACAAUCGC